This is a messenger RNA of Caenorhabditis auriculariae, 2950 nucleotides long. The record is from the annotation of a GenBank genome assembly. NCBI's taxonomy places the organism in Eukaryota, Metazoa, Nematoda, Chromadorea, Rhabditida, Rhabditidae.
AUGGUUCACGAGGAGGUCUUCAAAGAGGUUAGCAGAUUUUUUUCUUUUUUCUCGAAUUUUGACGAUCAUAUAUGCUUGAAACUGUGAUUAUAAUGCUACAUUUUUCGAAAAAAAAGGUAUUCCAGCCCCAAUACCGGAUCUACAGAGCACCGUCCUGCAGUUGGGCCUCAUUUUAUAGUACGAUAAUCAACGUUUUGCGGAUCUUCCUUCCGGUUUUGAUCAUUUUCAGCACUCAUGUGAGUUUCCCAAUGAUAUUUCAAACCUAUAAUAAGAAGUUAUUCAAAAAAAAUCAAUAAAAAAAUACUUGAAUCAGCGAAAAAAUAGUGCAAAAUCAAUCGUUAAAAAAUUGGUUACUCCUUUUUUGAUGACUUUUUUCACAUCAAUAAUCACAAAAAGUUCAUUAUUUUGUGCUCAAAAUGAUUCCUCGAAAUUCAAAUUAGCAGUCAAAGAGUGAAAAAGAUAACUUGGUUUCGGAGGAUCACAGAAAAAUCUAAAAUUUCACUGAAAACACGGCACUAAAUCAGCAAAAAAGUCGUGCCAAAUCUUAAGAAAAAAGUUUGUUGCUUUUUUCCUUAUAUGCAAUUCUCAUCCAAUUUCUAGGGUCUCUGGAAAAAGUACGACGUCUACCGAGAAGUGCCUCGGAUCGAGUUCGAAGGCCGACACGUCAUCUGGGCGACGACGAAGACGUCGUCGAGCUUCGUCGCUUCGAGCUUCGCCGUCCUCAACGUCGCCUCAGAUGACGUCCGAACCACGUUCAUCUCCUAUUUUUUGGUGGAUGAUCCUAGUAAAAAGGUUUGUUUUUAUUAAUCCUGAUGUAAGUCCCAAGAAAUCUUUUUUAAAUAGAGGUAGUAACAAGUUUAGCUCCGAUUUUUCUACAGUAAAGACAAAUUCAAAUGAAACGGUAGUUUCUGAUUUUUUUUUCCAAAUCUUCGUCAAGUACAGAUUCCCAUAUUUCAAUGUAUCAUCGACUUUUCCAGCCCAAGUCCAAAUUGAAAUACCAUAGAAUGGCUCAAAGCGGCCUUUAGAAGGCUGGCCACGCGCGCAAACCGUUUCCAGUCGGUCGCGUCUCAAAACAGUCGUUUUCCAACCUCAAAACUUCGAGAAACUCUAUAGGCGAUUUCCGAAAUCGUUCGAAGGCACAAAGGUCUUUCAUAAAUGAAAAAAAAAACCAUUAGAAAAGAGUUUUCGCCUUGAUACCGUUAUAAACUCAACCUAUGCGCCUUUAAACAUGAAGACAAGGAAUUUUGAAGAGUCUAUUUCAUUCCUUAAAGCCAAAAUUUUUAUUCAAAAUUCAAAAUUCCAGCUCCAAAAACUGACGAUUGCACUGAGAAUCCACACCGGCAACGACACGCUGGAUUUGCUGAAUUUCCAAUAUUUCGUCAACUUCAAAUUGGAUUACAACUUGGUCAUCAAUGUAAGGAUGAAUUAGCACGUAGAACGGCUUGAUUAAAAGUUGCGCCUGACCUAAAACUACUUUCGCGUGAUGUAAAAUAGAAGAUUCAUUCUAAUUUUUUCCAAGCCGAAAGUAGAAACUAUCCAACGCUGUCUUGAGAAUGAGCUAGAAACUGAAAAAAAGUGAGAGGGUUAAGACAUAUUAAUAGUAUCUUUUUCCAAGUCAGCGGGGAAUGAAGUAUACAUUUAAGAAUCACGAAACUUUCCAAAAAGAGAUUUUCAGGCUGAACUUCUAUUAACUGACUGCAUCCACCUCACUAUUCCAACUUCAGAAGCUCAGAUUACAGCUUUACUCGAUGUCGAUCAAAGUCAACCUUUCCGGUAAGUCUUGAAAGUGUGCUCUAAUGGACUAGGUAUCUGAUUGGCUGGCCACGCCGACUUUUAUCGCACUUCUGAGAUUUUAUAGCCCAUUCCGCGCCCUCUUAUGGAUUUAAGUCUUUUUUUGAGUUAUAAAAUCAUUUCGUUCGAAACGUGUGGCCUUUCAUUUGACCAAAAGUUUCCAAUAUAUUAAAGGCGCAUGCACUGAGAAAGGCCGCUCGCAUCGAAGGGAAGAGUUCUGUAGGUCAGAGGAAAACGAAAAUCGUGACAAGCUGGCACUGAACAACGAUGUUCGAGCCAAAAAAAGGGGCAUAAAAGCUGAAAAUUUAAAGGCACAUGUCCCCAAAGCCAGAAAUAGCUUCGAGGAAAUAUUCGUUAACUCAGAUUUGAAUCGGCUAUAAAUUUUGACUUUAAAAAAAUGCAUAAAAUGAUGACUACAUGAUUUUCUCAACCUAAAAAUCUGAUUUUCCAACUUUCUACAAAUAGUCCAUUCAUAAGUUCCUCACUUUUCUAGCCCUUGAAAUUCCCUUUAUUGGAUUUUAUGUGGACAGAAUUGAAUGAACUAUUACUCCCUGGUCCUGGAAAAAGUCUAAAAAGCCCAAUUAUCAAUAAUUUCUCUUCAGAGGCGAUGAAAACUUCGAACUGAUUGACGAAACGAGGAUCGAUAUAGAUCACUAUCAACCAAAUGCCAUUUUGGAACGGGCUAUGGAACAGCCAAUUGGAUUGAAAUUGUCAAGGUGAGGAUGAAAAAUUAUUCAAAAUAUUCGAAACCCAAAAAAGUGAUUUUGUGAAAAAUGAAAAGAAGAAAAGUUUUCAAAAUUCCCAAGAACCAAUUUUGAUAGAAAACUAGAGAGCACUAAAAGAGUGGAGACAGCAGACACAUUCGAAGUCCUCUCACUAUCUAGAUCUCUCUUACUUUCGCAUGAUCUCUUUUUUUUUUAGGAAAUCACAAGUCCUCCUACCAACUUCUCAACAAUCCGAUUAUUUCAAGCUUUCUCUGAAUAUUCUGAUCGGAGAAAUGGAAUUCAAGUACAAAACCAACUUUUGGCAACUCAUCAAAUGGGCCUGGAUCCAAUAUUUCGCCGUCUACUACGUCAUCAAUCAUUUGCUCAACUCAAUUUCUUCAUUUUUGUUCUCGAACCACGUUUUCUAUACGGUCGAUUCUGCAAAUAAACUUUAG